AUGGACAUAUGGAAAGAGAAAAUUCCUCCAGAGGGAACAGUGCUGGAAAGGGGGCAAAAUGAAACCCCUCAAGAUUGGUUCAAGAUCACAAUUCCUUAUGGGAGAAAGUAUGACAAGACUUGGCUACUGAAUUCCAUCCAGAGCCACUGCACAGUUUCCUUCACUCCAGUUGAUUUCCACUAUGUAAGAAUGCAGGUCAAGUUCUUUGUCCAGGAUGCUAGCGCUGCCUCUGCAUUAAAGAACGUCAGGAUUUAUGAUGAAGAGAACCGAAAGAUAAAUAUUUAUGUCAAUUCCUCUUCUGUGCCCUAUUCUGUGCAGAAUAAGUUGGGGCCAGAACAAGUUGAGCAACUAAAGCUAACCAUGAACAAACGAUAUAAUGACUUCCAGCAAUCUCUUGACCUCCAGAGCUUACGCUUUGACCCAGACUUAGUAGGACAUGAUAUUGACAUGAUCCUGAAUCGAAGAAAAUGCAUGGAUUACACCCUGAACAUCAUCAAAGAGAAUUUCCCUGAGCUGUUGUCCUUGAACUUGCGCAACAACAGACUGUACCAGCUGGAUGGGCUGUCUGAUAUUGUACAGAAGGCCCCCAGACUCAAGAUCCUGAACCUCUCCAACAAUAAGCUGAAGUCAGUGUGGGAGUUGGAAAAGAUAAAAGGGCUAAAACUCGAAGAACUGUGGCUACAAGGAAACGCUUUGUGCAAUAACUUCUCAAUGCAGUCCAACUAUGUGAGUUCCAUCCUGCAGUUGUUCCCCAAGUUAUUACGCCUGGAUGGCCAGGAGUUACCCACAUUAAUGACCUCUGGCUCUGAAGACAGUAAGAAGUUACCAGUCUCUAAGGGUAGCUUCUUUGGAUCUGAGACUCUGAAGAAUCAAGUGUUCCAGUUCUUAAGGCAGUAUUACUGGAUGUAUGACCAUGGGGACCGUCAGGGUCUUGUGUGUGCAUACCAUGACGAGGCCUGCUUCUCAAUGACCAUUACCUUUGACCCUGAGUACCCAGCUCCAAGCAGCUUGGGCAAGUAUUCCAGGGAGAGCAGGAAUAUGAAGAAGAUCAAGGACCCUGUCCAGCGGAUUUGUUUGCUGAAACACAAAAAACAUGAUGUUGUUAACUUUCUCAACGUAUUGCCCAAAACACAACAUGACUUCAACUCUCUCUUGGUAGACAUGUACAUGCACACUGUGAGCACCUGCUUCCUCCCUGAGGCCCAGACAGAGGAGGUGGGUAGGAGCCUACGUAUCAUGAACGACCAACUGUCUGUGAGGGAUGCCAGCCCCAAAGAGUUCCUGAGUGCCUUCUCCACCCCAGUAUUCACACCCUCUUCCACCUCCAUGUCCACCCUCUCCCAGGAGCAGCAGGAAAUGAUGGUGGGGUCCCCCACCCAGUCUGGGAUGGACCUGGAGUGGUUUCAGAAGUGA
This is a messenger RNA of Orycteropus afer afer, 1413 nucleotides long. Its product is annotated as nuclear RNA export factor 2-like. NCBI's taxonomy places the organism in Eukaryota, Metazoa, Chordata, Mammalia, Tubulidentata, Orycteropodidae. Gene Ontology annotation, cellular component: cytoplasm; nucleus. The record is from RefSeq and is a predicted model, not a curated record. Gene Ontology annotation, molecular function: protein binding; RNA binding. The transcript has 15 exons. Gene Ontology annotation, biological process: poly(A)+ mRNA export from nucleus. Bases 1 to 1413 code for a protein of 470 amino acids.